UAAGCGACUGACAAUGUUCAGUUGGUAGACUAACGGUUCGCGCGCAAGAAAAACUAAAAACUAGCUAAAAAAGCGAAACAAAAGUGCAUUAACAAAACGAUCUAUUCGUCAUACCCAUACUCAAUUUAUUGAUCGAACGAUCUGUCAUACACUGUGUGAAAUAAGUCUUUGAAAAGUGUUAGACGCAGCAAGAAACAAAAACAAAACAACAGUGACGCAAACACACACAGACAUCAACCGAUAGAACUCGAACCCCUAGAAUUCAAAGCAUGAAUCUAUCAUUCGCUGGCUGCGGAUUCCUUGGCAUCUACCACGUCGGAGUCGCAGUCUGUUUCAAAAAGUAUGCACCUCAUCUGCUGUUGGAGAAAAUUGGAGGCGCCUCGGCCGGUUCGCUGGCCGCCUGCUGUCUCCUCUGCGAUUUGCCAUUGGGCAGCAUGACAUCUGAUUUCUUCCGGGUGGUCAACGAGGCGCGUCGCUACUCCUUAGGUCCCUUCAGUCCCUCCUUCAACAUCCAGACCUGCCUGCUCGAGGGUCUGCAGAAGCAUCUACCAGAGGAUGCCCACAAACGGGUCAACGGCAGGCUGCACAUCUCCCUGACCCGCGUCUACGACGGCAAGAAUGUGAUAAUUUCGGAAUUCGAGUCUCGGGAAGAGGUGCUCCAGGCCCUGCUCUGUGCCUGUUUUAUUCCCGGAUUUUCGGGCAUACUGCCGCCCAAAUUCCGUGGCGUCCGUUACAUGGACGGUGCCUUCUCCGAUAAUCUGCCCAUUUUGGACGAGAACACCAUCACAGUUAGCCCGUUCUGCGGUGAAAGUGAUAUCUGCCCGCGGGACCAGAGCUCACAGCUCUUCCACCUGAAUUGGGCCAACACCAGCAUUGAGAUCUCCCGACAGAAUGUCAACCGGUUCGUGAGGAUCCUCUUCCCGCCGCGUCCCGAAUUCCUGUCCAAGUUCUGCCAGCAGGGAUUCGAUGAUGCCCUUCAGUUCCUCCAUCGCAACAAUCUCAUCAAUUGCCGACGGUGUGUGGCGGUGCAGUCCACUUUCGUGGUCUCCGAAACGGUGGCCCAGCCAGAGGAGUUCGAUCCCGAGUGCCGGGAAUGCAAAAAGCAUAGAAAGGACGCUUUAAGCUCAAACAUGCCACAAACAGUGCUGGAUGUGAUCCAGGACUAUAUAGAACAAGCCAACAAGGGACUAGCCAACUGGAUCUUCAAGCAUCGCGGUAUUAAACUUUUAUCCCUGCCCGCCACAGUGCCCAUGGACUUUCUACUGGCCACCAUAUCCAAAAUCACCACUCUUACGCCCAAACUCACAAAGCAGGCAAGGAUAAUGGUGGAGGACUUUAUUGUACAAUUUAAUAAUGCUAUGCAAAUACGCCUGCUUAAUAAAUUUACGCUCUAUGACCAGCCCCAUUUCGAUGCCACUGGGCUUCUGCAUUCCAGCCGACUCUAUGGACCUCGAGUAUCCAUUCUCGUAGAUGAAUGUGGUGCUACUCCUCUGGAAGACGAUGUCGAUAACUUUGAGCACGUCCUCAAAAUGACCACGCACAACGACGCUCUCUAUGCCUACUAUUACACCGACAAUAACACCAACAAGGUCAAAGUAACCGAAAUCUUUGACUUUGACGAUAUGACGGAGCACGAUGAACUGGCCACUGAUCUGCAAAUAUACGAGGGAUCCGUCGAGGAUCAUCCCAAUCCCCACCAGCACAGCCACAACACGGUGGUCAGUGAAUGGAAUGGCGUUGAAUCAGACUUUUUCAUCGAUGCCCAGACACCGAGCACGGAAGAAUGCAAAUCUUCAACGCCCCAGUUCGCGCUGGAUUUGGCGGCCGAGUCAGAUGCUAGUGUCCACAGCGAUCCUGAAGCUGAUCAGAGCUAUAGUAGCACAUCGACGGCGCACAACAGCGACAUGUACAUAGUCAUCGAAUGAGCCGGAGACUCCGGAGCGGAGGAUGGUCGUGGUCUCAGCUCAGUUAUUGUAACGAAACAUCUCCAAAGCGGCUCGUAGCAAAGCGAAAAGCCUAGUAGCGUUUCCAUUAGACAGUACCUUUAGUUUUAGUACGACCAACGUAUGUACCUAACUUAACUUAGCCGUAUGCUGCCAUUGUAUCAUCGUCAGUUCGUACUCGGCAAUUAGCAAAUAAUUGCAAUCUGUUAUUAUUCACCCUCACACCACUGUGUACGUCAUCUAAAUCCCAUCUGUGUUUAAGUUAAAUUUAAAAUGUAUAAACCAUAAAUAAUAAAAAGAUUAAUAAUUUAAA
This is a messenger RNA of Drosophila bipectinata, 2256 nucleotides long. It is a transcript of the gene bmm, whose product is annotated as brummer. The record is from RefSeq and is a predicted model, not a curated record. Gene Ontology annotation, molecular function: triacylglycerol lipase activity. NCBI's taxonomy places the organism in Eukaryota, Metazoa, Arthropoda, Insecta, Diptera, Drosophilidae. Gene Ontology annotation, biological process: lipid homeostasis; triglyceride catabolic process. Gene Ontology annotation, cellular component: lipid droplet; cytoplasm; membrane.